AUGCAAACUGAUUUCAUACUUAAAUCUUUUAUCUAUACUUCAAUAUUACUAAAUAUUUAUAUCAUUAAAUCUAUUCCUGUUAAUGAACCAAAUGUAUUUUAUGUAAAUGACGAUACAAAUGAAGGUCAACGUAUAGGUCGUAUUACACAUUACAAUGGUAAUCAACAAGUAAAUUUUAAAAUAGGUAAUAUAAAAGCUGUUAUUGUACGUGGUAAUCGUCCACCUGCUAUCUAUUUUCGAUUAAAUGAAAAUACUGGUGAUUUAUAUACACGUACUAUCAUAGAUCAUGAAGCAUUAUGUUCAAAACAAUCUCAAAUAGCCGGUAAUCUUAAUAAUAUACCAACAAACAAUGAUUUCACUGAAACCAAUUAUCAAUAUAGAUCAUUAUUAUCAUCAUCAACAUCUAAUACAAAGAUCAUCCAACAAUGUAAAUUUACAUUUCAAGUAGCAUUACAUCGUACCUUGCUAUCUGAACAAUCACAAAAAACUGAUCAUUUCAUUGAACCUGGAUAUCCUAAUCUACCAGAAUUUAUUGAUAUACACAUUAUUAUUAUUGAUCGUAAUGAUCAUAGCCCUAUAUUUCAACCACAUUCCAUGAUUAAUAUAUCUAUUCCAGAAUUAGUACCAAUUGGUACACGUAUACAAUUACCAUUAGCUUAUGAUCCAGAUUCACCAGAAUUCAGUAUACAACGUUAUGAAUUAUAUCCUAUUACAAUAAAUGAUUUUGCCUUAUAUAUACAAACGACCGAUAUUAUAUAUAAUACAAAUAUAAUACAAGAAAUAACUGGAUUAUAUUUAGAAGUGAAAACGCUACUAGAUCGUGAAUUACGUGAUAGUUAUAUCCUGGAAGUGAAAGCAUUCGAUUCAUCUAUAACCAAUCCAAUGAAUUCACCUAUCAAUGAUCAUCGUAAUGUAUUAAAAAUAUAUUUAACCAUUGAAGAUAUCAAUGAUAAUGGACCAAUAUUUCAACCACAAACUAAUUACACACAAAUUGAAUCAUCUAUUGAUAAUACAGCUAUUUCAGUAGUAUCGUCAUCCUCAUCUGUAUCCUCAUCAACAUCAACAUCAUCUGUACAUUCAACAACUAUUCAAUGUUAUAAAGUAGAUGUAAUUGAAUCUACAUGGACAAAAUUACCAAUCUUACAAUUUCUUACAAAAGAUUUAGAUAGUCCUAAAUAUUCCAUGACUAAAUAUGAAUUUGAUUCAAAUACAGAUUAUAAUAUUAAACAAUUAUUUAAAUUAAAUGAACAUACCGGUGAAUUAUUCUUAAAACAACCAUUAGAUUAUGAAAAACAUACUACUUAUACAUUUAAUAUAUUAGCUAUUGAUAAUGAUUAUCAUCGUCGAAGUAAAGUAGAACAGAACACCUUGAUUAAUUCCCAUUUACAUCAGAAUAUAUUUACAUCUACAGCGAAUAUUAUUAUCAAUGUGAUAGAUAUCAAUGAUGAAAUACCAAUGAUUGAAUUAGAUUAUUUAAGAAUAGAUGAAACUACAGGUAGACCAGCUACAUUUGCACGUAUUGAAGAGAAUAUUGCACCACCACAAUUUAUAGCUGAUAUAUUAGUUACUGAUCGUGAUGUGAAUACAGUCAAUAGUUAUGUGAUUUGUACUUUAUUAGAUAAACCAAAUAGAAUCCAUAAUCAUAAUAAUAAUGAGACAAUGAAUACAUUAUUUCAAUUGACUGAAAUCAAACGUCAAUCAGGUUUAGUACAAUAUAAUUUAUUAACUAUUAAUAGUUUAGAUAGAGAAGUAAAUGGAUCUAUUAUUCGUCCAAGAAUUCAAUGUACUGAUUCUGGUCUAAUCAAGAAAUCUUCUGAAGUUGACAUCAUUAUACAUAUCAUUGAUGUCAAUGAUAAUAUACCAUUUAUUCAACUAAUAUCAACAACAACAACUACUACUACUAAUACUACUAAUAAUAGUAAUAUCAUUAAUUUAAAAGAAAAUACACCAACUGGUACAAUUAUUGGUUAUUUUAAUAUUACUGAUAAUGAUAUAGGUGAUAAUAGUAAAACAAAAUGUCAAUUAUUAUCAAUCAAUAAUACUUUAUCAUUAAUCAAUAUUAAUGAAUAUUUUUUUAUUGAUCCAAUUACAUGUAAUUUAUUAAUUAAUAAACCAAUUGAUCGUGAAUUAUUUUAUCCCCCUAUUAAUCAAAUACAAUUAUUAAUUGAAAUUAAUGAUUAUGGUAAACCAAUAUUAAAAUCAAAUUUAUUAUUAUUAAUUAAUAUUAUUAAUGAAAAUGAUAAUAGACCAUUAUUUCAACAAAAUUUUUAUCAUUUUAAAAUUAAAGAAAAUUUACCUAUUGGUACCCCAAUUGGACAAUUAUUAAUUACUGAUUUAGAUGGUGAUUAUAAUCAAUUACAAAUAAUGAUUAAUAGAAAAAAACAACAAAAAGAAGAAAAACAAAAAGGAAAAGAAAAAGAAAAUAAACAAUUACCAUUUCAAUUAUGGAAAUGUAAUAUCUUUUCAUCAUCAUCAUUAUCAUCAACAUCCUCAAUAAAUCAAUAUAAUAUAACUAAUGAAUUUAAUGAUCUACCAAUCAUCAUAUAUUAUAUCAAUACAACAAAAGUACUUGAUUAUGAAGAGAGAUCUACAUAUGAAUUUGAAGUAUUAGCUACUGAUUUACUACCUACUAGUACUACUACUACUACUACUACUUAUAAUCAUCAUCAUAAUCAAUUAUCAAUGAAAUCUUUUAAUGAUUAUACAACUAGUACAACUAUAUUAAUUACUAUUGAAGAUGAAAAUGAUAAUGAUCCAAUGAUAAUAUUUCCUAAACAAUCUGAUAAAUUAUUUAUUAUAACAAAUUUACAAAAAAAAUAUUAUCAAUUAAUGACUGUGAAUGUUAAUGAUAAAGAUUCUAUAUCAAAUUCAUUUAUAUUUAUAUUAGAACAAUUAAAUAUAUCUAAUAUCAAUAUAAAUCAAUUAAAUAAUAUAAAAAUCAAUGAAAUCAAUUUUAUUAAUCAAUCAAAAAUCAAUAAUUUUUUAAAUAUUGAUCGUAAUUUAGGUAUUAUUUAUUUAAAUAGAGAUAUACAAUAUAAUGAUACAGGUUAUUAUAUAUUUAAUAUUAUUGUAUAUGAUAAUAUAAUUAAUCCACGUAAUGCAUCUAUUCGAUUUAUUGUUAAAAUUGAAUCAAUACCAUUUUUAUCUAAUCAAUAUAAUAAUCAAUAUAAUAAUAAAAUCAAUAAUUUAUUAAAUAAUAAUUAUAAUUAUUAUAAUUUAUAUUUAAAUGAUAAUUAUAUAAAUUCACAAUAUUUUGAUGAUACUACUAAUGAUUAUACUACUUAUUAUUCAAAUAAAAAUCUACAGAACUACUCUAAUUCUUUAUUAUCAUUAUCAUCAUCUAGAUUAUAUAAAUCAACAAAACAAUUCACUUAUUAUUUAACAAAUGAUACAAUAUUAAUUCUUUCAUUAGGUUUAAUAUUAUUAAUAUUAUUAGCUACAUUAUGUUUAAUUAUAUUUGCUAGACAUUGGUCUAUGAAUACAAUAAUACAACAAAAUACAUUUGAUAAAUUACAAUGUAAUCAUUUAUUAUGUUGUAAGAAAUCUAAUGGUAAACAAUUACGUAAUAAUAAUAGUAAUAAUAAUAUUAAUAAUAAUAAUAAUAAUGAUAAAAAAGAAAUAAUCAAUAAUAUUCAAUCAAUAUAUUCCCCUCAGAAACAUAAUUAUUCACCAAUUAAUUUAAAUUAUGAUCAUACAAUAAAAUCAAUAAAUUUAUUAAAUGAUAAUUUAUUAACACAAAAUAUAAUAAAUAAUGAAAAUAAUCAUAAUAACUAUAAUAAUAAUUAUUAUCAUCAUUGUAAACAAUAUAAAUUAUUACCUAUUAUAACAAGUACAAAUAAUUCAUUGAAUAGAUCCUAUGUAACAGAUUAUACACCAUUACAAACAAUUACAUCAUGUAAAUGUUGUCUAACACCUACAUUAUGUAAUACUAAUCAAUCAUGUAAUGAACAGUUCAAUAGAUCUUUUAUAAUACAAUCUAUCAAUGAUAAUAAUAAUAAUAAUAAUAAUACCUUAGAUAUCAAUCAAUUAUGUAAUGAACCAAUUUCAUAUUAUAAAACAAUAUCACCAAAAUUAAAAUUACAUAAUUUGAAUGAAAAACAUAAUGUACAAAUGUUGUCAAUGAAUGAUAAUGUACAAAAUGAAAUAGAGAAAAAUUCUCCUACUGAAUAUUUAACAACUUAAUAAAAAUUAUUUAAUAUAACUGAUUCCAUCAAAUGAAAGAAUAUUCGUUUAAAAUGAACAUUCAUGGAAGUAAUUCUAUGAAUCAACGAUGAUGAACAAGAACUAAUCAAGGCAUCACCAGCAAAACUUUAAUCUCCAACUUAAUCAUAAUUAAACAUAGAUUGAGAAAAUAAUAAUAUUUUUUAACCUUAUAUAUAUAUAUACAUCUAUAUCAAAACUAUUCUAUUUUGUCUUGUUCAAUUUUCGUUCCGAUUUGUUUUCUUUUUUUUGUUUAAAUGUUUUAUUGUUCAAUGUUCACUGAAUUUUUUUUGUUUUUGUUUUAUUUUCUACUACUAUCAUUAUAAGUAUUAUUAAUGAUAAUGACACAAAAAAAAACACAGUGAUGAUGAUGAUGAUGAUGACGAUGAUGAUUUAAAUACACAAUUAUUGUUAUUUAAUGUUUAUAUUUAUGAAAAGGGUUUUUGUAAAUAAAUGUAAUAAUGAGA
Messenger RNA from Schistosoma rodhaini, 4667 nucleotides. The record is from the annotation of a GenBank genome assembly. Lineage: Eukaryota; Metazoa; Platyhelminthes; Trematoda; Strigeidida; Schistosomatidae.